Talaromyces proteolyticus is the source of this 2157-nucleotide messenger RNA. Its product is annotated as putative mitochondrial cytochrome b2. The record is from RefSeq and is a predicted model, not a curated record. The coding region runs from base 418 to 1929 and encodes 503 amino acids. NCBI's taxonomy places the organism in Eukaryota, Fungi, Ascomycota, Eurotiomycetes, Eurotiales, Trichocomaceae. Gene Ontology annotation, molecular function: oxidoreductase activity; heme binding. The transcript is spliced from 5 exons.
GCGCGGGGUGGAAGACGCCAUCCCAUCUUGUUAGCAGGAAAUAUCAGGUGCUCCGCAUGCUCCGUGACAGUAUCGGCAUAGUCUUUUCUUUAGUGCCUCUUUUUUUCUCUCCAGCGAAUCCAACUUGCUUAGGCCCUGCUCAUUACAUUAUUACAUAUAUUAUGAGUUGCUGAGUUGCAUCAAGAAAAAAGAGAAAGCUCAAAUAGUCGGCUAUUGACCCGGAAUUCACGUCAAUUGCCGACGUCGGGAAUUUAUCCACCAACAGCCUGCAGUUGGGGUAAUCGGCAUGGUUUCCGACCUGCGUGCUAUAAGCUAUAAUUUAUUACUCUGAUGCUUUUUCUGGUCGUCGCAACUUUUCUCGCCUCUGUUUCUGGUUGAUUGCGUCUUGUUUAUAUCAAUUCGGCUGCAUAUACCAGCAUGAGCAAAGUAUUCGAUGCGGCAGAAGUCGCUAAACACAAUACGGCCGACAGUUGCUGGGUGAUUCUGUACGGCAAAGUCUACGAUGUCACCGACUUCAUGGACAGCCACCCCGGCGGCGUCAAGGUCAUUCUGAAACUGGCUGGCACAGAUGCCACCGAAGAGUACGAUCCAAUUCACCCGCCAGGCAUUCUAGAAGAAAACCUCAAGCCCGAAGCUCUCCUGGGUACCAUAGAUCCAGACACCUUGCCCAAGCCCAGCACCGACAACCAACCCGAAGAAGAAGAAGCAGAAGGGCCACCGCCUAUGGAAUCACUAUAUAACAUGGAUGAAAUCGAACAGGUUGCCACCAAACAAGUCAGUCGGAAAGCAUGGGCCUACUACUAUUCUGCUUCAGAUGACCUUACGACGAAACGCUUCAAUAACGAAGUAUACCGCUCCAUCCUCCUUCGACCCCGAGUUUUCAUUGAUGUCACCAAAUGCGAUUUAUCAACUUCAGUUAUCGGGCAUAAAGUCAGUUUGCCGAUCUUUGUGGCCCCGGCUGCCAUGGCCCGUCUUGCUCAUCCAGCAGGCGAGGCAGGCAUUGCCGCGGCUUGUCGUAGUUUUGGUGCUAUGCAAGUCAUUUCAAACAACGCAUCCAUGUCCCCCGAGCAGAUUGUGGAGAAUGCAGCUCCUGAUCAGGUCUUUGGGUGGCAGCUCUAUGUUCAGGUGGACAGAAAGAAGAGUGAGGCAAUGCUGGCUCGUAUCAAUAAAUUGAAAGCAAUCAAAUUUCUUGUUCUUACUCUCGACGCGCCCGUUCCUGGGAAACGGGAAGACGACUUACGCGGUGAUAGCACAGCGAGCAAGUUGCCGGUCAGUUCGAGCUUAGUCGCUAAGAAGGAGGCAAAGAAGGGAGAAAGUCUUCCAAAUGGAGCGCCAGUACCAAAGGCGGGCGGUGGCGGUAUAGGUGCGCAACUAUUUUGGGGAACAGAAGCCUCACUCACGUGGAAGGAAACUCUUCUUUGGCUUUCUAAACACACCGCUCUACCAAUUAUCCUAAAAGGAUUACAGACCCACGAGGAUGCCUAUAUUGCUUCCCUGUAUGCGCCUCAGGUCAAGGGUAUCAUCUUGUCGAAUCACGGUGGGCGAGCACUCGACACCGCGCCGCCGGCUAUUCAUACCUUACUUGAGAUCCGCAAAUAUUGUCCCGAAGUGCUUGAAAAGUUAGAAGUCUGGGUUGACGGCGGCAUCCGACGAGGCACAGACAUCGUCAAGGCGUUAUGUCUGGGAGCGAGAGCAGUCGGUAUUGGCCGAGCUGCAUUAUGGGGAUUAGGCGCUGGAGGUGUGGAAGGUGUCCACCGAACUCUUGAAAUUCUCGCCGACGAGACGAAAACCUGCAUGCAAUUAUUAGGUGUUGGAAAAGUAGAGGAUCUUGGCCUUCAGCAUAUCAACACCCGAAUUGUCGAACAGCAAAUAUACGAUGGACCUUCAGGAUUGGGCGGCCUAACAUCUCAAGUGCGGGCUAAGCUCUAGAUGACGACUUGAAAAGGUCACUUCUGCAUGUUUCUCUAUUUCUCUUGCUCUCCAUGUGCACUUCUAGCGUUAGCUGCGGGCAGGUUUAAUGUUGAAGUAUAUUAUAUGUCUGUAAAUAUAUUUUUUUCAAGGUUUAUAUCCAACAGCCGGGGCCUCUUGUCAUAUAUCGGAUUCAGUGUAUAAAAUUCCUAUCAUGUAGGCAAUACUAAACUAAACAGAAGACAGGCC